AAAAUAUCGAAGUAAAGACAGGCGUGCAGUCCAUUAAAAUACUUUUUAUUUAAUUUCCUAUAGCAAUUAAGCUGCGUUAAUCAAGCGCUAUAGAAACUAGAAGAAUGUUUAAAUUUGGCUUGGCGGUGCUUUGCUUGCUCAGCGUUUCAGUGGCGACGUGGGGCGCGCGCACCGUGGACAGUCAUCUGGGUACAAAAGAUCUCUCGCGUCUUCAAAAAGUGUUUGUCGACGGACUAAGCUCCAACGAUCUGCAGGCCGUCUAUUAUGCCAGCCUGAAUAUUGAAACCACGGAUGCUGCGACGAAGGAAAACCUGUGCAAAAAAAUUCAAACACUGCAUGAGGAGUCCAAGCUAAAUAACUUUGAAAAGGAUUACUAUCUGGUUGGCGCUAACAGGAAUCUGCGCUGCUCGACUAAGCUGCCAGAAGCGUUGCUUUCGAAGAUCUACAAGUCAGUCGAUUUGGAGCUGGGCAGCGCGCAGGAAAUCUAUUACCGUUUGGCCACGCACAAGACGCUCGGCGUGCAGGUCAAUGAAGCAAAUCAGGCCAAGUUAGUAAAACGUCUUCAGGAACUGUUGAAGAAAGACGACACGCUUAGUGGCUUAGGAUAUGCCUUCCAUGUAGCUACAGAACUUGGCGCCAGCGGCAGCUUUAUUACCAAUCGUAUUGAGGAUGCUGUAGUCCAGGCUGACGAGGUAGAUGGCAAGAUGCUGCAGUUUGAGGGCGGUCUCAGCAUUACCGCACUGCUGCUAAAUGGUGUUUUUAGCGUUGCCAAGGCCUACAACAAGCCAACACCUGUUACCGCUGAUCAGGCAGUAAAGUUUUCAAACUAUUUGUUGAGUCGUCGCUCAGUGCAGACCGCCAAGGGCGCUCAUGUGCUCAUCGAGGCGCUGAAGACAAUUGCAGCCAAUGCUAACGUGGCGCCCAUCUGUAUACAACUGAUUGGCAAUGGGCAGUUGGAGCCACAGUCGCCCACACUGAACGUGGCCGUGUUGGACUUACUCGGCAAGCCACUCUCGCCGGCUGUCAAGAGUUUAAACGCCAAGGUAGUGUUGAAACAAAAUAAUGUAGUAUUAGCGGAGAAGGUGCAGCUGCUGUCGAAAUCGUCCGACAAGACCACUUAUGUGGCCGAUCUAAGCAGCCUGAAGCCGACGCGCGGCAUCUAUCAAGCAGAGAUCACUGCCGAUGGCGGUUACACACAAAAGCUGCAAUUCAAGUUGCUGGGUCGCGUCAAAGUUCAAGGUUUGGAGCUCGGCAUUGCCGAAUCGGAUUCGAGCGCUGCAAUGCGCAAACAAAGCGUUACUUAUCCCAGCAAGCUGAAGGACGAGCUCACCGCAGACAGCACACAAAAGCUACUGCUUAAGGCAGUGCUUGUAGACGAGAGUAGCAGCAAGCCAAUCAAGGUGCAUCAGGCCUUUGUGCGCCUACAGAACAAACAAAACGAUAAGGAGAUAAUUUUCGUUGCCGAGCAGGAUAGCAGUAAGGCUUACAAAUUUGACAUGGAUGUGGGCAAUCAAGGCAAGAACUUUGACUAUGAAAGCGGCGUAUAUAAUGUUUAUCUUACUGUGGGCGAUGCCUCGCUUUCCAACAGCUUUGAUUGGCUGCUGGCUGAAGUGCAGCUUAAGUUCAAUCAGGAUCAGGUUGGCAAGCCCGGUACGAAACGUGGCCCACUGCCUGAGAUAGUGCAUCAGUUCCGUGUACCCGACAAGCGUCCGCCACGAAUUGUUUCGGACGUCUUCACUGGACUCUGCAUUACACCACUCGUGCUGCUCUUUGUCUUCUGGGGUAAAUUGGGCAUUAAUGUUUCCAAUCUAUCGCUGUCGCCCAGCACGAUUGGUUUCCAUUUGGGCUUUGGUGGUAUACUAGCCUUAUUCUUUGUGUUUUGGCUACAACUAAGCAUGUUCCAAACGCUGCGUCUGCUCGUACCCAUCGCAAUAUUCACAUUCCUGUGUGGCAAUCGUGUCCUACGACGCCUCUACACCCAGCGCAAUGGAAAGAAUUCGGCAGGCACGUCGUAAGCAUUGCACACAACAUAUUGCGAGCGAUAAAUACCACACUAUAAAUAAGAAAAACUUUAAUAAAGCAUUUAGUGUAAGCUUUAAAACAAACAUUAGUAUUGCU
This is a messenger RNA of Drosophila busckii, 2118 nucleotides long. RefSeq names its product dolichyl-diphosphooligosaccharide--protein glycosyltransferase subunit 2 (gene OstDelta). The transcript is spliced from 4 exons. Bases 105 to 2015 code for a protein of 636 amino acids. Gene Ontology annotation, cellular component: oligosaccharyltransferase complex; membrane. The record is from RefSeq and is a predicted model, not a curated record. NCBI's taxonomy places the organism in Eukaryota, Metazoa, Arthropoda, Insecta, Diptera, Drosophilidae. Gene Ontology annotation, biological process: protein N-linked glycosylation.